This is a messenger RNA of Vigna umbellata (rice bean), 4170 nucleotides long. The record is from RefSeq and is a predicted model, not a curated record. Lineage: Eukaryota; Viridiplantae; Streptophyta; Magnoliopsida; Fabales; Fabaceae.
AGACUGAUAUGUGUGAAAUCAAAUACAAAAAGUGAGUAUCUGUGUAUAUCUAUCAACUUUUCUUCCUCUUCUUACCAACUUUCUUUCUCUCACAACAUCAUCGAUCUAACACCAAUGCAAAAAUCUUGUUAUUCACACGUUUUAACUUUAUUUUGAUGUCUCUAAAAUCAAAACACACACACCAGAAAAACAGAACUACUUAGGAGUGUCUGAAUUCUCAAACCAAAAGCACACAUAACAACAAUGCAACAUUCUCACAAACUCUUUCCCACCAUUCUCUUUCUCUUUUCCUUCUUUUCUUCAACACUCUCCGACCUCUCGUCGGAGCGCGCGGCGCUCCUCGCCCUGCGCUCCGCCGUGCGCGGCCGUACGCUCCUCUGGAACACCACCUUCCGCUCGCCUUGCGUCUGGCCCGGCGUCCAAUGCGAUGCCGCCAAUGCCACCGUGGUGGAGCUUCACCUCCCUGCCGUCGCUCUCUCCGGCGAGCUUCCGGACGGUGUGUUCCCGGAGCUCCCCAACCUCCACACCCUCAGCCUCCGCGUCAACUCCCUCUCUGGCGCCCUCCCGGCCGACCUUGCUGCCUGCACCGCCCUCCGCAACCUAUUCCUCCAACAGAACCACUUCGCCGGCGAGGUGCCGGCGUUUCUCUCCGGCAUGACUGGCCUCGUCCGGCUCAAUUUGGCCUCCAACAACUUUUCCGGCCCAUUUCCGGCCCGGUUCGGGAACCUCACCCGGUUGAGGACCCUUUUCCUUGAGAAUAAUCGGCUCACUGGUUCCAUACCCGGUUUGGAGGAACUCGGUGAAUUGGCUCAGUUUAAUGUCUCUUACAACAUGUUAAACGGUUCUGUUCCUAAAAAGUUGCAGACUUUUGAUAAAGAUUCGUUUUUGGGCAAUACCCUUUGUGGGAAGCCACUUGGGAUUUGUCCCUGGGAUGAUGGAGGUGGCGAGAGUGGUGUAAAUGGGAGUUCAAAUUCAAGUGGGGUUGGAGGAGGUGGAGGGAGUGUGAUUGGAGGGGGAAAGAAGAAGGGGAAGCUUUCUGGGGGUGCAAUUGCAGGGAUUGUUGUUGGGUGCGUGGUGGCACUUUUGUUGGUUCUCUUUGCUUUGAUUAUUUUGUGUAGAAGCGGGAACAAGACUAGGAGUGUUGAUAAUGUUAGCAACGUGGUGGGCUUGAAGGAGGAACCUCAACAGCAUGGGGAGGUGGGAAUUGAGGGUGGUAAUGUGGAGAGUGGUGGUGGUGCUGGUGGUGGUGGGGAUUCGGUGGCCGCAGCGGCGGCGGCGGCGGCAGUGGCGGCAGUGGGUGGGAAUGGAGUUGGCGGUGGAAGUGGUGGAGAUAAGAAGUUGGUGUUUUAUGGGAAUAAAGUGAAGGUGUUUGAUUUGGAGGAUUUGCUAAGGGCUUCUGCAGAGGUGUUGGGAAAAGGAACUUUUGGGACCACCUAUAAGGCUGUUUUAGAGGAAGGGCCUGUGGUGGCUGUGAAGAGGCUGAGGGAUGUGACGGUUUCGGAGAAGGAGUUUAAGGAGAAGAUUGAUGGGGUGGGAGUGAUGGAUCAUGAGAAUUUGGUGCCUCUCAGGGCUUACUAUUAUAGCAGGGACGAGAAGCUUCUUGUUCAUGAUUACAUGCCAAUGGGAAGCCUAUCUGCAAUUUUGCAUGGUGAGUUCAGCCUCACUUUAAUUCUCAAACCAAAAGCACACAUAACAACAAUGCAACAUUCUCACAAACUCUUUCCCACCAUUCUCUUUCUCUUUUCCUUCUUUUCUUCAACACUCUCCGACCUCUCGUCGGAGCGCGCGGCGCUCCUCGCCCUGCGCUCCGCCGUGCGCGGCCGUACGCUCCUCUGGAACACCACCUUCCGCUCGCCUUGCGUCUGGCCCGGCGUCCAAUGCGAUGCCGCCAAUGCCACCGUGGUGGAGCUUCACCUCCCUGCCGUCGCUCUCUCCGGCGAGCUUCCGGACGGUGUGUUCCCGGAGCUCCCCAACCUCCACACCCUCAGCCUCCGCGUCAACUCCCUCUCUGGCGCCCUCCCGGCCGACCUUGCUGCCUGCACCGCCCUCCGCAACCUAUUCCUCCAACAGAACCACUUCGCCGGCGAGGUGCCGGCGUUUCUCUCCGGCAUGACUGGCCUCGUCCGGCUCAAUUUGGCCUCCAACAACUUUUCCGGCCCAUUUCCGGCCCGGUUCGGGAACCUCACCCGGUUGAGGACCCUUUUCCUUGAGAAUAAUCGGCUCACUGGUUCCAUACCCGGUUUGGAGGAACUCGGUGAAUUGGCUCAGUUUAAUGUCUCUUACAACAUGUUAAACGGUUCUGUUCCUAAAAAGUUGCAGACUUUUGAUAAAGAUUCGUUUUUGGGCAAUACCCUUUGUGGGAAGCCACUUGGGAUUUGUCCCUGGGAUGAUGGAGGUGGCGAGAGUGGUGUAAAUGGGAGUUCAAAUUCAAGUGGGGUUGGAGGAGGUGGAGGGAGUGUGAUUGGAGGGGGAAAGAAGAAGGGGAAGCUUUCUGGGGGUGCAAUUGCAGGGAUUGUUGUUGGGUGCGUGGUGGCACUUUUGUUGGUUCUCUUUGCUUUGAUUAUUUUGUGUAGAAGCGGGAACAAGACUAGGAGUGUUGAUAAUGUUAGCAACGUGGUGGGCUUGAAGGAGGAACCUCAACAGCAUGGGGAGGUGGGAAUUGAGGGUGGUAAUGUGGAGAGUGGUGGUGGUGCUGGUGGUGGUGGGGAUUCGGUGGCCGCAGCGGCGGCGGCGGCGGCAGUGGCGGCAGUGGGUGGGAAUGGAGUUGGCGGUGGAAGUGGUGGAGAUAAGAAGUUGGUGUUUUAUGGGAAUAAAGUGAAGGUGUUUGAUUUGGAGGAUUUGCUAAGGGCUUCUGCAGAGGUGUUGGGAAAAGGAACUUUUGGGACCACCUAUAAGGCUGUUUUAGAGGAAGGGCCUGUGGUGGCUGUGAAGAGGCUGAGGGAUGUGACGGUUUCGGAGAAGGAGUUUAAGGAGAAGAUUGAUGGGGUGGGAGUGAUGGAUCAUGAGAAUUUGGUGCCUCUCAGGGCUUACUAUUAUAGCAGGGACGAGAAGCUUCUUGUUCAUGAUUACAUGCCAAUGGGAAGCCUAUCUGCAAUUUUGCAUGGAAACAAAGGAGCCGGUAGGACACCGUUGAAUUGGGAAAUGAGAUCAGACAUUGCAUUAGGAGCUGCUCGUGGCAUCGAGUACCUACAUUCACAGGGGCCUAGUGUUUCUCAUGGAAACAUAAAGUCCUCCAACAUCCUCCUAAGCAAAUCCUAUGAUGCCAAGGUGUCUGAUUUUGGGCUUGCACACCUUGUUGGCCCCUCAUCCACACCCAACAGGGUGGCCGGCUACCGUGCCCCCGAAGUAACCGAUCCACGGCGAGUUUCUCAGAAGGCUGAUGUAUACAGCUUUGGAGUGUUGCUCUUGGAACUUCUGACUGGAAAGGCUCCUACACAUACCCUCUUGAAUGAGGAAGGAGUGGACCUUCCGAGAUGGGUCCAAUCAGUGGUUAGAGAGGAAUGGAGUUCAGAGGUGUUUGAUAUUGAACUCCUUAGGUAUCAGAAUUCUGAAGAGGAAAUGGUUCAGUUGUUGCAACUUGCAGUGGAUUGUGUAGUUCCAUACCCUGGAAACCGCCCUUCAAUGUCUCAAGUGAGACAACGCAUGGAAGAGUUUCGUAGGUCUAGUAGUACCAUGAAAGAGGGUACUCAAGACCAAAUCCAUCAACCUGAUUUGAUCGAUGAUCUAGAAGAUGUGUCAUCUAGAUGAGUUUGUGUAAAGGAUCUUCUUGGCUUUGUCAAAACCCCCCUUCCACAUAUGAGUCAUGUGCUUAUGUUGUAUUUUCUUAAGACAAAACUUGAUGAGUUUUUUUGGCCACUUUUGGUGUUAUUUUCCUAUCAGAAUUGGAGUUUUAUAUUAGUAAUUGACAUAAUAAAGGUUUGCAAUAAACAUGGACAUUGAUCACUGAAAUGAAACUUCAAUUCUGACAGAAGAAGAAUAUCAUCAAAAGUAUCAAAGGAAGUUCAUCUAAUUUUCUUCCAAUCUCAAUUGUACUAUCCCCUGUUUUUCUUUCCUAUCUAUCUACUCUACCAUGAGGGAGUGAGAUAUCUAUUCCAUUAGUUAUUGCCGGUGGAUUCUGGUUGAUGUAAUUAUUCACUUUGCUUUUAACAUUGGCCUUUUCUUUUUGUGACA